Messenger RNA from Cinclus cinclus, 1222 nucleotides. It is a transcript of the gene GDE1, whose product is annotated as glycerophosphodiester phosphodiesterase 1. Gene Ontology annotation, biological process: lipid metabolic process. The transcript has 6 exons. Bases 1 to 990 code for a protein of 329 amino acids. The record is from RefSeq and is a predicted model, not a curated record. Gene Ontology annotation, molecular function: phosphoric diester hydrolase activity. Lineage: Eukaryota; Metazoa; Chordata; Aves; Passeriformes; Cinclidae.
AUGCUGUGCCACGGGGAGGGCCUGCUGAGCUCCCUGACGGCGCUCAUGGCGCUGGCGCUGGCGCUGAGCCGCAGCCCGGCGCUGGCCUGCCUGCUGCCGGCUGGGCUCUACCUGGCGCUGCACCUCUUGGCCCUGGAGCCGGCGGCGCCCCAGAGCGCUCAGUGCGUCCUGCGGCCCCGCGGCGGCGCCGCCCGCAUCGCGCACCGCGGCGGCGCGCACGACGCUCCCGAGAACACGCUGGCGGCCAUCCGACAGGCAGCUGAGAAUGGAGCAACGGGUGUGGAGCUGGAUCUUGAAUUUAGUGCAGAUGGUGUCCCCAUUCUCAUGCAUGAUGACACGGUGGAAAGGACAACUGAUGGGGCUGGGAGACUUCAAGACCUGACUUUUGAGGAAAUCAGGAAGCUUAAUCCAUCUGCAAAACACAGGCUACGGAACCAAUUCCAAGAUGAAAAGGUACCAACUCUGAGAGAAGCUGUUGUGGAAUCUAUGCAUCACAAUCUUACAAUCUACUUUGAUGUCAAAGGCCAUGCAAAUCAGGCAGUUGAUGCUCUGAAACAACUCUACCAAGAAUUUCCACAGUUGUAUAACAGCAGCAUAGUCUGUUCUUUCAUGCCGGAUGUUGUUUAUAAGAUGAGACAAGCUGACAGAAAUGUUGUGACAGCACUGACACACAGGCCUUGGCAGUUGAGUCACUUGGGAGAUGGGACACCCCGAUUCAAUUCCUUCUGGAAGCAUUUCUUGUACAUGGUGAUGGAUGUCAUUCUGGACUGGAGCCUCCACAGUUUCUUGUGGCGAUUGUGUGGGGUUUCAGCUUUCCUCAUACAGAAAAAUUUUGUUUCUCAGGACUAUGUGAGGCACUGGUCUUCCAGAGGAAUUCAAGUGGUUGCCUGGACAGUGAACACGUUUGCAGAGAAAAGCUACUAUGAAAGUGUCCUUGACUGCAGCUACAUCACCGACAGCCUGGUGGAGGACUGUGACCCUCACUACUGACCCAGCCCCACCACACUGCCCUCCAGGGGCAUCCAGCAGUGCUGAUAGAAUGCUGAGGAGAGCUCUGGGAAACACAGAGCAGUUGGCUUCUGCCUGUGCUCACAUCUCACAUGCAGGAACCCUCUGGUGCACUGACCAAAGCUGUGGUGCAGCCACACACAGUCUGAGGGAAGCACUGUAAUGUGAAAGAAUCAAAUUUGACAACCCCCUUGGGCCAUAUCUUGUCUGUGCA